This is a messenger RNA of Colossoma macropomum (tambaqui), 2233 nucleotides long. RefSeq names its product H-2 class I histocompatibility antigen, Q9 alpha chain-like. Lineage: Eukaryota; Metazoa; Chordata; Actinopteri; Characiformes; Serrasalmidae. Bases 26 to 1069 code for a protein of 347 amino acids. The record is from RefSeq and is a predicted model, not a curated record. The transcript has 8 exons. Gene Ontology annotation, biological process: immune response. Gene Ontology annotation, cellular component: external side of plasma membrane.
AGUUUUGGUUACUCUGCAGUGAGACAUGGAGCAGAUCAUGAAGUCCCUCAUUUUCUUCGCUUUUACACUUCAGCUGUCUUCGGCAGAAAGCCACUUUCUGCAUAACUUCUACACUGCAGUCACGCCAGGAAUUAAUUUCCCAGAGUUCACUGCUGUUGGUAUUGUGGACGGAGAGCAGAUUGUGCUGUAUUCUAGUGACAUCAAGAAAGUGAUCCCAAAGACAGACUGGAUGGAGAAGAAUGUGGGUGAAGAUUAUUGGAAUUCACAGACACAGAUUAUGCAGGGUUCUCAGGAGACCUUCAAAGCUAAUGUGGAUGUUCUGAUGAAGCGUUUCAAUCAGACUGGCGGAGUUCACACAGUGCAGUUGAUGUACGGCUGUGAGCUGCAUGAUGAUGGAACAAUUAGAGGAUACAGGCAGUACGGUUAUGAUGGAGAAGACUUCCUUGUUCUGGAUCUAAAUGCUGUCACUUAUAUAGCACCUAAUUCUAAAGCUGUUAUUACCAAACAGAGGUGGGAUGGCCUGGGAGUAGCUGCUAGAAAUAAGGCCUACCUGGAGAACACCUGUACUGAGUGGUUGCGGAAGUAUGUGGAUUAUGGCAGAUCCACUCUGGAGAGGAAAGUCUCUCCUAAGGUGGACCUGUUCCAGAAGGACUCUUCUUCUCCAGUGGUGUGUCAUGCUACAGGUUUCUUCCCCAAAGCAGUGAUGAUCUCCUGGCAGAAGAAUGGCGAGGAUCUGCAUGAGGACGUGGAGCUCAGAGAGACGCUACCCAACCAGGAUGGAACCUUCCAGAAGAGGAGCGUUCUGACUGUCUCACCUGAGGAGCUGAAGGAGAAUCAGUACAGCUGUGUCGUUCAGCACAGCAGCCUGAAAGAGGAGUUGGUUUUGCCAUUCAAGACAGGUGGAGGGUCAGUUGGUAUCAUCAUUGGUGCAGUCGUGGCUGUUCUGCUCCUCGUCCUCAUUGGAUGUGUUGGAGUUUUCAUUUGGAAGAAGAAGCAGUCUGGCUUCAAACCUGUUUCGGGAAACCCAAACGCCCCCUCUGAGGGAGACUCAUCAUCCAACAACUCUUAAAGACAAUGUCCUCAUGCUGAUUUGAGAGAGUGAUGGAGAAUGGAUGAUGGGGCAGAUAUGAAGAGAACAUUUAAACAGCACAUAAAUUACACAAAAUAUCUGCAAAUAUUUACUUCUCUAAACAAUAUUAAUGCGAUCUUCAUCAAACCUGUCACAUUUUGGGAAUCUGGGUGGUAACUGUGCUGUGCUUGACUUGAUGAGCUUUUGAUUUUGAAACUAUUUUUAUUUCAGUUAAAAGGGUUAAGAGGGUUUGAAUUAGUUUUGUAUUUGAGUUUGAUUAGUUUGAUAAUUAUGAUGUUUUCAUGUCUUUGCUGCUGUUCUGUUGACCUGUGCUUGUAUCUACUCUGCUGGAUUUAGGACAGAAAGUUUUAGUCGUGGUGUCAUAGUCAGUCACUUCAUUCUUACUCUGUGAUCUCUAUAGCUACACACUAUGAAGCUUAUAUUACAAGAUACAGUGUAAAGAUUUUCUGUUUGAAUUUUAAAUGCAGAUUUAUUUUUUGACAACUGGCUUGUUUUAAAUUCUGCUGCGCCGUAUACAACCAUCCUGAAACUCUGAAGCUCACUUUGAUUUGCUCAGUUUCUGUUUGGGCCAUUUCUGUUUGGAUUCAGACUGUUUGGGUAUGUCAGGUUACCAUGGUUACUGAGGGCAACAUCUAAAAGGCCAGAUCAGCCAUUGUCAUUGAUGGCACUUAGUUAAUGAUGAGAAAUUCCAGUUCUAACAGAUAUGUUUGUUUGUAAGGUCCAGUGCUCUGUCUGUUUAAAACUGAAUUUAUUGUACAGAUAAUCACAAAAUGAGAGACAUUUUUUUUCUUUGAUUUCUUAAGACGACGAAUGAAAAGCUUUUCACUGCAUUUUCACCUAAUUUAAACUGAAACUGGGCCAGUAAAAUUUGAAUACUCGUUUAACAGAUUUUACCAAAUUUAAGCAUAACAAGCAGAUUCUGCACAAUCAGCUAAGCUGGGUGACCCUCAUAAACCACUUUAACUUCCUCAGAAUUGAACUAAAUUGUCUUGCACUGACUACACUUUCAUGCUCCUUUCUGUGAAAGUGAAUCUGUUGAAUAAGUAUUCAAACAUUAUAUGGCCUAAAUGACUGCUGAUAUUUUUGAAAAGCUGUUCUAUCAGUGUAAAACCUGAAUGAACAAUAAACGGGAUUUCUCCACAA